Racocetra fulgida is the source of this 1551-nucleotide messenger RNA. The record is from the annotation of a GenBank genome assembly. NCBI's taxonomy places the organism in Eukaryota, Fungi, Glomeromycota, Glomeromycetes, Diversisporales, Gigasporaceae.
AUGUCUUUACCCAUUAAUUGUUUUUGGUCUCUUUUAUCAUUAAGAGACCUAAGUUUCGUUUAUAUUUCUCCUUGGUUAUCUAAAGCUCUUGGUCCUAACCAUGACUCUUUAUUGGGUACUUCGGUUUUUGACUACUUUCAUCCUCAAGAUCGUGAGUUGGCGCGUCGCGACUUAAAGAGAUUACAAUCUCAAAUUCCUUCAAAUAAAGGAAUGAAUGUAGUUAGUCAUGAUAUCGUUCUUGCUUGUUUUCAUCCUGAUGAUGAAAACAAAUCAUUACCUAGUGGUAAUAAUCUUUCGCCAAAUCGUAUUUUUCAAAUAUUAGAUAGGAAUUCCAGGAAUUUAAUUUUCACUUGGCCUGAUCCAAGUUUUGUUCCUGGUACUGAUAUCCCUUAUGAUAAGGAUGAAUUCUCUAGAUUAUUACAAAAUUAUUCUAUAAAUCAUUGUAAUUUUAUAAGUGGGAAAGAUAGGGUUGAUACUCAAUCCCCUAGUUGUAUGAGACCAAUUUCUAACAAACAUACUAUGAUUUCAACUUGUGGAAAAUCCCAACAAGUCGAAAGCGUUAUGAUUCCUUAUGGGAUCAUUAUUUUCGCUUGUUUUCAAAUUUUACCUUUGACUUCUUCCGUUUCAUUCGCUUCUCCUCCUUACAAGCCUCAAAAAUCUUUGUCUGCUCCUUGUUCUCCUCCUACCACGAAUGGUACGACUAAAAGGCCAAGAUCUCCUAAUUCUUCUCCUGGUUCUUUAUCUCCAACUUAUUACUCCGAUUCGGGUAGUAAUGGUGCUUGCGGUUAUAAUUCUGGUCAUCCUUAUCAUCGUCAAGAAUUAUCGGAAUUUAUUGAUCCACGAAGAUCUUCAAAACGAAUUCGUCCAAAUGAUAUCUCUCCUAUACCUCAUCACCUACCGAAUCCGGUUUCUCCUCAUGAUUCACCUGUUUAUCAAGACCAAUAUCCAUUCCCUUCAAUGUCACAAUCUCACAACGAUCAAAAAUUACCAACUAUAUCACAUCAACAAAUGUAUUUUGCUCAACAACAACAACAACCUCAUCAAUAUCCAUCAAACCCACAACCUCCACAUUCACAACAACCUCCACAUUCACAACAACCAUCACAUUCACAACAUCCUCCGCAUUCACAACAUCCUCCGCAUUCACAACAUCCUCCACACUCACAACAUCCUCCGCAUUCACAACAUUCACAACAUUCACAACAUUCACAACAUGUUGUAAAUUCAUAUCCUUCUCCUACUUUCUUACCACAACAUGAUAAUAACGUUAUUCAUCAACGUCCUAAUCCACCUCCACCUUCUUCACAACCUCAACCUGGUCCCAAUCAGGGUACAGGUUUCUCCCAAUUUCCUCCAUCACAACGUAGAACUACUCCUGCCAUUAAUGGUACUAAAAAAUGUGAAACUCAACGUGAACAGGAGCAACGGAUUCGAGAACAACGUGAAGGCGAAGAACGUGCCCGUGAAAGAGCUGCUGCUAUCAUGAUGCAACAUGUUAUUGAACCUCCUUAUAAUCAAUAUAGGCCAAACACAAAUAUAACAGUCUCAUGA